Sorghum bicolor (sorghum) is the source of this 3090-nucleotide messenger RNA. RefSeq lists its product as uncharacterized. Gene Ontology annotation, biological process: protein desumoylation. The coding region runs from base 1201 to 2985 and encodes 594 amino acids. The transcript is spliced from 13 exons. Gene Ontology annotation, molecular function: deSUMOylase activity; DNA binding. Lineage: Eukaryota; Viridiplantae; Streptophyta; Magnoliopsida; Poales; Poaceae. The record is from RefSeq and is a predicted model, not a curated record. Gene Ontology annotation, cellular component: nucleus.
GAUCGUGUGUCAACGGAUCACCAGUCACCAGGCGGAGGUGUGCCGAUCAGUCUACAUCUCUGCCUCGCCGCUGUCAAGCCACGCUCGGCCUCCAACAUCCUCCUGCCCUUCACCACAUCUGCUGUUACAUCAAAGAGGAACAAAAAAGCCUUGGCCAAAUUUGUACACAUGAUGGAAGCGUCGGUGUUGACACGAAGCGAUGGCAACGCUUCAAGAACUGACGGCAUCAUACCUGACAGUCAUGAAAAUCAACCUACUUUGACCAUGAAGAAUUCUGCACCACGCGCACCAGUGGUUGGACCAGGUAUCCAAUUAGCCAAUGAAUCGCCGCUACCAGAUAGUGAUGACGAGAUUGUCAGCAAACAUUCUAAAAUGCAUCUAGUAUGCUCACCAUUCAGAUUUGGAAACAUGGUUAAAGGCUUAUCAGAUAAACACAAAAAAGCUAUUGAACAUUGUGGCCUUGGAGGGCUCCUACAUUUGAACCCAGUGACCCUUCGUCGUAUGAUAUUGAUUAAGCUUGCUAAGCGUCUUGACUACAAGAAUCAGCGAUUCCAUAUAUGUGGUCAGAAUAUACCUAUGACAUCACAGGAUGUACUCAAAAUAAUGGACCUCCCCAUACAAGGAUUGGAUGUAUUUAGUUGGACAAAAACAAAACCAAACAUAAACUUGAUCAUUGCUUAUGGAAGUGGGAACAGAAUAUGGACUACUGACCUAUUGCAAAUUCUUACUGAAUCCAAAGAUAAAGAACCAGACGAUGACUUCAUUAGGGUAUUUGUUUUGUUCGCAAUUGGAGUUCUCCUAGCACCGACAACAAAGGAUUAUGUAGACUCCAAAUAUUUGUCGGUGGUUGAGGACGCGAGCAACAUUGCAAAGUUUAAUUGGGGUCAAUUCACUUUGACUCAUCUGCUGAGCUCAAUUCAUAAUUUCAACCAUGGCGAACAAGUUAAUUUACAGGGGAAUUUAACACUGCUGCAAUUCUGGUACUGGGAGCAUGUGCAUCCAUAUAGCCACCACGGUUUUACCUAUGCCCCAAUCCCACCACCACUGAUGGCAAGAUAGGAUGAAAGCACAGCUAAAGUAAGAACGGAAGCUGGUAGAAAAAACAAAAUAGACGAUGGAAUUGUAAGUUUGAGUACACAAAAUUAUAUAUGUUCUAUUCUCUCCUUCAAUCCUAACUUUGGCCACCUUUUCAAGGUUGUUAUGAACAUAGCUCAAAUCAUAGGACACACUAAAUUUGAUGAAACCAUGCCUAUCAGUUCAGCAAAUGAACGUAUACAUGCACAUGAAGGUGUCAGCUAUCAGCCACGUUCACUAGAACAGAGUAUCAAUAAGCAACAGAUGGAGCAAAUAGUACAACGUAUGAACAACAAUCAUCUAGUAUUUCAGAAUGAUAUGGGUAGACAAUUCAUGUCCCUAGAGCAUAAACUUGAUGCCAAACUUCUUGCACACGGCGAGGCGAUAGCAGAAAUAAAAAUGGGGGGUGUUGUAGGAAUGAGAAUAUCUAAGCUAGAGGAUGAUUUUGCUGAAUUAAAACAGGAAUUUCAGGAAUUGAGGCAACUACUGCAGGCAAAUCUACAGUCUAUGUCGAAGGCUGCAUACAUCCAGGAACCAUCGAGUCUACAUCCACAAAAUUGUACAGUAUUCUUUCAACAAUAUCAAUUCAAAGAGGAGGGCAAAGAACCUGAGGAAGCAUCUACUAGACAGGAUAAGAUUAUGGCAGAUAAUAAGGUGCCUUUAGACCUUCCCACAAAUCAAAUUGCACCACACAAGCCUGCUUUCCAGGAUAAGAUUAUGGCAGAAAAUAAGGAGCCUCGACAUGCUCCCACUCAUCAAAUUGGACCACGGAAGCCUGCAUUCGACAAGGAUUACCUCAUCACUACAGAGGACACAGAGGCUUUCUAUUUCUUAACAUAUAGUUACUCAAAGGCUGAAGUUGUUCAAAUAGAUGACUAUGUCCUCACAAUUGAACACUUACAGAAAAAUGUCACAGAUGGCUUCAUAUAUGAUCAGGUUAUCAAUGCUUACGCACAUAUAAGCAGUGUGGAGACCGAUUCCACAUCAUUCAUAACAACUUUGCAGGCUCGAAAGUUGUUAGGUGAAACUGGAGGCAUAGACAAUGCAAAACAAACAACAACAUGGGCUAACCUAAUUGCAAACAAAUGUAUUGGAAAGAAUUUGAUAUUUGUCCCAAUGAAUGUAAAUGACAACCACUGGGUCCUAUUAGUACUGAAUUUCUUAAAAGGAGAGAUUCAAAUCCUUAACUCCCUAGCCUCCAACCCCCAUACUAGAGAUGUGGUCAAAGAACAUACACUGGUGGGCAACAUACAAGAGUGCAUUGACUUUGCUAUUGCCGUUGGUAAUGUUUCAGUAACCCAAGCUAUCAAUAUUAUGCAGUGGGAAACAGAAAUGUAUUCUAACAUACCACAACAAACAGAUGGCCAUUCUUGUGGUGCAUUCGUCCUUAAGUACAUGAUGGCAUGGGAUGGGGACAAGAUGACAGAACAUUUCACACAGACCCACAUACAUAUUUUCAAAAGGAAAAUUAGCUCCGCACUCCUGCGAUCUGAUUGCAACAAGCUUCGAUUAGGCUCAUAUAAGGACCUUAUUACGAAAGAGGCUUACGAUGCAAAAUGUGCUGAAGUUCAGCAAGAAGACAUGAGUAAGGCGGCUGAUGACGAUGUCAAAGAGAUUAACAAUCCUAUACAUGCCAGCAACUCCCAUUCCUCAGAUAAAAGGGGACGGGGUCGCCCAAAGAAGAAUGAGGCUGCUGACGACGAUGUCAAAGAGAUCAGCAAUCCUAUAGAUGCCAGCAACUCCAAUACCUCAAAUAAAAGAAAACGGGGACGCCCAAAGAAGAACGACAAAACUCCAAUGUCUGUGAAAGACCAGUUAACCACCGCGUCUAUUGCUAAUCGUGUCGAACGCCCAAAUCGCAGGGUCUCUAAUCCAGGACCGUUGCAGUUGAGCCCCUACAAGAAAUUUUAAGUUACAUUAUCGACUCUAUAUGUAAUAAUGUUACUAUUUCCAUUAUUUGUGUUCAGCCUGUAAUUUCUAUAUACUAAGAGAUAAUUGGCCUAUGUUCAAUGUCCA